UGGGGAAGAAGUGGCCGCAGAAGCAGAGAAGCACCUACAUUCCAAGAGGUUUCCGCGAUUGCUCUGACCAUGCUUGCUGCCGCACUCCACCUCCCGAGUUUGCUGCUAGCCUGCGCGCUCCUGAAGAGCUGCGUGGCAUUCAAAAACGAUGCAACCGAGAUCCUUUAUACCCACGUUGUCAAAACUGUCCCGCCCGGUAGCCACAACAACACCAUGAAUCAAGCGAGGCACGGAGGCAGACAUGCAGGAUUCGAUCGGAGCAGUCGAGUUCAAGUUGGAUGUCGGGAACUGAGAUCAACAAAAUACAUUUCAGAUGGUCAAUGUACUAGCAUAAACCCUUUGAAAGAGUUAGUAUGUGCUGGGGAAUGCCUUCCUUUGCCAGUGCUACCUAACUGGAUUGGGGGAGGUUAUGGAUCCAAGUACUGGAGCAGAAGAAGUUCACAGGAAUGGAGAUGUGUCAAUGACAAAACUCGCACCCAGAGGAUUCAGCUGCAGUGUCAAGAUGGAAGCACAAGAACCUACAAAGUAACUGUGGUUACAGCUUGUAAGUGUAAACGUUACACAAGACAACACAAUGAAUCAAGUCAUAACUUUGAAGGAGCAACGCAAGCUAAGCCAAAUCAACAACAUAAAGAAAGAAAAAAGAACAGUAAAACCACGAAGCAGUCUCCAAGUUAAGAACUUAAUGUAUGUGGAGUGUGCAUGUAUGUGUAGGGGUGCGCAAACAUGUACACCCACACAAAAAUACACCCACACACAAUUUAUUAAUGACUCUCUAUUUUACAGAUGUCACUACCUAACAAAACCCAUCUUAUGUUGUGGUUGCUUCUUCAAUGGGUAUAUAUACAUUUGUGGCUUUGACCAAACUCAGAAGGGCAUUCUUUUCUGAACAAUUUUUAGAGGUGACUCUUCUUAUUUUAAAACUGGUCUAUAAGCCUACAGUUUAUUAUUUUAUAUAUGCAUAUCUAAAUAAAGAAAAUGAAUAUUUUGCCAUGGGAAGUCAAACAUUUUAUACUGCAGACAGCAACUACUCUGAAAUUUUCAAAGGCACUUUCCAUAUCACAUAUUUUAUUGGCAGCAAAGACAACUUAUUUAAAAUAAAUGUUUUAAUUAGAUUCAUUAGAGUGAAAUUAAAACAUUUAUUUUAAACAAAAUGUCAAUUGGCUGGAAUUAUUUCCCCUCAUAAUAUGGUAUAAUGAUAUGAACAAAUUGCUCAACAAAAAGGAAAAAUAUAAAGUAGGAAAAAAUGAAAUUUGAAUGAAACCUAUUUAUUUGACAGUGUAAUUAUUUAAUGAAUUUUUAUGUGCUUUCUAUUUUUUAAGAUGGCUGUCUGAUAUAUUUUCCAUUCUUUCAAGCAUCAAAAUAUUUUCUUAUGAUUUGUUAUCAAAUUAGAAUAUAUAUUUGUAGAUAAUGUAGAUAUUUUAACCUUUAUACUUUUUCUUUGAAAUAAACACAGUUCAAGUAAGACAUUUUAAAAUGUUUUGUAAAUACUUUGUA
Molecule: messenger RNA, 1497 nt
Organism: Thamnophis sirtalis
Lineage: Eukaryota; Metazoa; Chordata; Lepidosauria; Squamata; Natricidae
Gene: SOSTDC1
Product: sclerostin domain containing 1
Biological process (GO): negative regulation of BMP signaling pathway; negative regulation of Wnt signaling pathway
Molecular function (GO): BMP binding
Source: RefSeq, a predicted model, not a curated record